Messenger RNA from Malaya genurostris, 4115 nucleotides. Its product is annotated as frizzled-like. NCBI's taxonomy places the organism in Eukaryota, Metazoa, Arthropoda, Insecta, Diptera, Culicidae. Gene Ontology annotation, cellular component: plasma membrane. The transcript is spliced from 5 exons. Gene Ontology annotation, molecular function: Wnt-protein binding; Wnt receptor activity. The record is from RefSeq and is a predicted model, not a curated record. Bases 987 to 2729 code for a protein of 580 amino acids. Gene Ontology annotation, biological process: non-canonical Wnt signaling pathway; canonical Wnt signaling pathway.
UAGUUCAUCGUUCGUUCUCAUUUUUCCAGACUAGUUUGCCUCGUUGCGCAUUUCUUCACUCCUCUGCUAAUCAUUGUUUACAACUCUGGUCGGUACCAUACACACACAUUCAUUAAAAACGGAAAAUAACCGUCUCGCGCAGUAGAACGCUUCUCCGACAGGAAGACCGGAGCAUAAACAGCCGACCGCAACUUUCGACCAAAAGCAGACGAACACAGCCUUGUUUGCAUGCAUCUGGUAGACAAUCACUCGCUGCUUGACUGUCUGCCACUUGUCUUUAGUUGUAUUUCGGACGCUUUCGAUAUCGGUAGUGCGUAUUUCCGUUCGGUGUUACGAUUGGAUGUCAUCAAUCACGUUUCUAAUAAGAUAUUGAAUGAAAAACUAUUACACCGGUCAUCAAUUGCAUCGGUCAUGCAUGACUUUUAUCGCGAAAAUUGAGCCAAACUCGCGAUCAGUUCAUAGUUGUGAUACAAACAGCAUGUCAUCACAUCUGUUGUACGUCAACAUGCUGAUCAAAGGAUUCGUUCGAAAGCCGAUUCUACGCUGAGAACGCUGUAAGAGUAGUGUUGGACGAAGUAGGCUGUAGGGGUGAAUGGUCUGGCGAGAGAAAAGAUCAGGUUUUAUUGCACUGAAGUGCGAAGAAGAGCAGAAUGUUAUAAAUUAGGUGCGUUGUGUUGGUGUAAGUGAGCGGGUGCUUCUAAAAAUAUACGACCAGUGUGGAAAGUAGCAACAGCAACAACAUCACCAUCGGUGGCGGCCGUACAAGAAGCCUAUCGCAAGAGUGGUUUUAACGGUGUUUGUGUUGAGAAUCGUAGCAUAUUUUAUGUAUUGUUUAUUGCAUUUAGCGUAAACGUUCGGUGAAUGUGUGAGUGGUAAAAUAAUAACACCGAAGAGGUGUGUGAAGUGUUAUAAAGUUGAGAGCCAUACAAAAGAGUGUAUGAAGAUUUGGCUUCAGGGAAUUGAUUAAUAAAUAAAAAAAGGGGAAAAUGUGUUUGAAGUUAAGGUGUAUUGUUCUGCUGAUGGGUUAUGCAAAUUUUGGGUUGUCCAUUCAGCAGCAGGAUUCCUUCGGAGGCCAUGAGAUUUCCAGCUUAAACUCGGAUGACUUUCAGCAUCACAAUCGCUGUGAACCGAUCACCAUACCAUUUUGUACCGAUAUCCAGUACAACAAAACCAUCAUGCCUAACCUGAUAGGGCAUACGAAGCAGGAAGAGGCAGCCCUCGAAGUUCAUCAGUUUAUUCCCCUGGUCAAAAUCGACUGCAGUCCCGAUCUGAAAUUCUUCCUGUGUACUUUGUAUGCACCUGUCUGCACAAUUCUCAACUACCCGAUACCGCCGUGUCGUAGCUUAUGCGAGAGUGCCCGCGUUUGUGAAACGAUAAUGCGAACAUUUGACUUCCAGUGGCCGGAAAACCUGGAAUGCAGCAAGUUUCCCGAAGAUGGCAAAGAGUUGUGCGUUUCGCAGAACAACUCUUCGGAUAGUACCCCGAUGCCAACGAGUUCCAUGCAUGCCACCAAACCGCACGCACCCCGGAAGAACGUUCACUCCGGUGCCAUUGGCAAUAUUGCCACCAGCCAUCGGGACCUCGGAUUCAUCUGUCCGGUUCAGUUAAAAGCCCCAACGAUCAUGGGAUAUCAGCUGAUCGUAGGUGGAAAGGUCACCAAGGACUGUGGAGCACCCUGCAAUUCCAUGUUCUUCUCGGAAAACGAACGAACCGUGCUCAAGUACUGGGUCGGAUCGUGGGCUGCGGUGUGCGUCGCCAGCUGUCUUUUCACGGUGCUGACCUUCAUGAUCGACUCGUCGCGAUUCCGCUAUCCGGAGAGACCGAUUGUGUUCCUGGCGAUUUGCUACCUAAUUGUCGGAUGCGCCUACGUUGCCGGUCUAGGAGCUGGGGACACCGUGGCCUGUCGGGAACCAUUCCAGCCGCAUAUCAAGCUCGGUCGGAUGCAUAUGCUAUCAACAAUUACGCAGGGUCAUCGUCAAUCCACUUCCUGUACGGUACUGUUCAUGGCUUUGUACUUUUGCUGCAUGGCCGCUUUCGCCUGGUGGGCCUGUCUGGCCCUUGCGUGGUUCCUAGCCGCCGGACUGAAGUGGGGCCACGAGGCGAUUGAAAGUCGGUCCCAUCUGUUCCAUCUGGUGGCGUGGGCGAUUCCGGCAAUACAGACCAUCUUCGUGCUGGCGCUUGGAAAAGUUGAAGGUGACGUUCUCUCCGGGGUGUGCUUCGUGGGUCAACUGGACACCCACUCGCUGGCAGUGUUUCUGCUGAUUCCGCUGUGCAUCUACUUAUCGAUCGGGGCACUAUUUCUGCUGGCCGGGUUCGUGUCGCUGUUCCGCAUCCGGACGGUCAUGAAGCACGACGGCACCCGAACCGACAAGCUGGAGCGGCUGAUGCUGCGGAUCGGAUUCUUCAGCGGACUGUUCAUCCUGCCAGCACUCGGCUACCUGGGUUGUUUGUUCUACGAGUACUACAACUUCGACGACUGGAUGGUGCAGUGGAACCGACAGAUGUGCAAGAUAUUUUCGAUUCCCUGUCCGACCGGUGGUCGGCUCGUGGUCAGCCCGGACGAUGGGAAACCCAUCUUCCACAUCUACAUGGUGAAGUACGUCUGCUCGAUGCUGGUCGGUGUCACCUCCAGUGUGUGGCUCUGGUCCGGCAAAACCGUCAUCAGCUGGAGGCAGUUUGCCGAGCGGCUGCAAGGAAAGGACACCCGGAAUCGGGGUGCCUACGUCUAACUGGUGGAGCCAAACGGUACUGAGUGAAUAUAUGUCACCUGAGCUACGUGGAACCAAAUGUUGCUUUUGUCGCUUAAGCAUUAGGAUCGAGAUUGUAGCUCUAAGUCUGUGGAAUUGCGGCAUGGGCAAUUCGACAACUUAGUCUUACUCUAGGUUUAAUACAUGAUUUCGAUAUUACCCAUCCCCCUACAACUCUGAAAGAGGAAGUACAUCAAUGUUAGUGCUUGGAACAUUGCUGGUAUUACGGCAUGGAUAACUAAAGGCAGUUUACGUAAUUUAAGUGCAUUUCUAGGUAGUAAUGUUUUGACGUUUAUUUUGAUUAACAACAUGUACCAAACUUCAAGCCAUACGCUGUGAGUGGCAUUAGAAACGAACAAUUUAAUUUAAAUGACAAAUAAUGUAGGUACCGAAUCGAAGUCAAAUGUUACAUCCGAUUUUUAAGGAUACAUACAAUCGAAAAGCUUUUAAGCAAAACCAGCUAACUGCUUAACACUAGUUCGAAUCGACAAUUCAAUGCAAUCAACAAUCAAAUUAAGAGUGGUCCGGCGCUCAAUACAGAAUGUUUUCAAGUCGGUUGAUAGUGGCGUCCAGGGAAAGGAUUCAUUACAGAAGUGAAAAUGAACGAACAUUGAUAAGUUUGUAAGUACUUAUCGGAAACCAGUUCAGAAGCUGUUGAAUACCAUCAGACGGCGCGGAACGUAAUUUCAGACCAAGUCAAAAUCAAUGGAAUUAAUAUCGUAAAUAUAUACGUUCGUUCUGUCGGUCCUUCGUAGGCUGUGUUCAAUAUACACAUUACAGAUAGUCGUCACCUGAACUGAUGGUAUCCUUGGUUCGAUUUCGUCUUGGUAGUUUAUCCAGUUUUGUUUUCUUUCAGUAUAUAUUUUAACGGAUCCUGCGGUAGUAGUGAUAGGCAACCAGUUCGGUUUUGUAAGAUGCUGCAUUUUAUGCUCUUCAGUUGCCGCCUCACUCGAUAACAGCACGGCGCGAUGCAGUACGGUUGUAAUCUAUACUUCCAGCGAAAAAAAAAAAUUUGCACCUUGAAAUUUGAGGAACCCGUUUAAUUGGGGACCGGUCCGAAAAACAUGUUUCGCGUCCGCUUUGACUGAUUUAUUAAACAUAAGUAUGGUAUAAAAUUUUUAAUUAUUUUAGGUAGGUCAUAAACGUGACGUGAGAAGAUAUCAAAACAUUAACGUUAAGGAUCGCAAAUAUCAAUCUUUUCAUAUCAUCAAACCAUUUCAUCUCACGCAUUCGAGUAAUCAUUGAAAAAUAAAAUAAAAAUAUUUUCUGUUUAUUACGGAUACUUAACAAAGAAUGUACAUAAAUAGGCUUAAAUAUUCAAAAUUGCUGAAAAUAAUUUAUGUAAAUAUGUACAAUUUCGAACGCUCA